This is a messenger RNA of Cladophialophora psammophila CBS 110553, 3183 nucleotides long. RefSeq lists its product as uncharacterized. The transcript has a single exon. The record is from RefSeq and is a predicted model, not a curated record. Gene Ontology annotation, biological process: protein import into nucleus. Gene Ontology annotation, molecular function: small GTPase binding. Bases 1 to 3183 code for a protein of 1060 amino acids. Gene Ontology annotation, cellular component: nuclear envelope; cytosol. Lineage: Eukaryota; Fungi; Ascomycota; Eurotiomycetes; Chaetothyriales; Herpotrichiellaceae.
AUGCCCUCCUUCACCAUUGAGGCGGAGGGGGAAACCAAUCCUCUAACCAGGAACGCUGUCAUUUCUACUCUCAAAAGUGUCUCACACCCCACAGCUCAGAGCCUAAAGGUAGCUACGCAACAGAUUGGAAACUGGGAAAAGUCACCCGGCUACUAUGCCCUCCUUCAAGAUGUCUACGCCGACUUCUCACUGGACCAAGAGGUCCGUUUCCAAGCCAUCAUCCAACUCAAGAAUGGCAUCGACAAACACUGGCGCAAAACCUCUGUAAAUCCCAUCAGCAAGAUUGAGAAGGAACAGAUCAGAUCCAGAUCCAUCGAAGCGGGGGUGCGAGAGCCUAUAUCUGCCCUUGCACUCCAGAAUGCCCUGAUGCUCGCAAAGAUUGUGCGAUAUGAAUUUCCCCAUGAUUGGCCGGAUGUCAUCAAUGUUGUGAUCCAGCACCUUCGAGCAGCCAGUGAGGACCCAAGCGCAACCCUUUACAUUUCGAACAUUUUAACCAUUACCCUGCAAAUAAUCAAGGAACUGGCGUCGGGACGUCUGCAGCGCACGAAGAAGAGCCUCCAAAAUGUGGCAUUGGAACUUUUGCAGGUUCUUGGCCGCCUCUAUGUUAGUUUGGUGGCCAGAUGGCAGUCAGCUGUAGAUCAGUCUGACCUUGCCAGCGCAGUCAGCAGUCAUUCAGCGUUGAAGACAUUGCGGCGUCUUCUCGUUGUUGGCUUCGAGAAUCCUCAUCGGGAGGAGGCUGUCAAGCAGUUUUGGGAUCUCCUGCAGACGCACCAACAGGCCUUUUGGGCAGCUUACAGCCAAGAGGUUCCUGCCGAAGUUCGAAAUGUAGUAUUGAAGCAUCUGCUUCAACUGGCCAAGUUGUAUCUCGACAUGGCGCGAAAUCACCCUGCCUCCUUCGUCCUUCUUGGCUGCAUGGACAUCUUGAAUCACUCUUGGUCGAUAAUCAGUCAGAGCGGGACCGGCCGGUCAGCCUUGCAGGCCGACUUCGAUUGGAAAGUGUAUCGCCAUGGCGAUAGUGCUGAAGAGUCACCAGUGGAGAAGCUUUGCUUGAAAGCUCUCCUCCUUUUCCGUGCUUGCAUGAAAAUGGUCUUCAAUCCCGUCCAAACAUUCAAAUAUGUCACCCCCGAGGACAAGCAAGACAGAAAAGACGCCGUCGACUACGUCAAAAACAUAGUUCUUACGCAAGACUUUGUUCUUCGGCUGAUGGAACUUUUAGUGACCCAAUACUUCGUUCUUCGGCCAUCUGACUUGCGCGACUGGGAACAGGAGCCAGACGAGUGGGAACGCCGAGAGGAAGAAAUUGCAGAUGCAUGGGAGUUUUCCAUCCGCUCAUGUUCGGAAAAGUUGUUCCUAGACCUCGUCAUCAACUUCAAAGAGCUACUGGUCCCACGAUUACUCCAGGUCUUCUAUCAAUACGCGACCACUUCCAACACCGAUGUGCUUCUGAAAGACAGCCUCUACGCGGCUAUCGGCAUUGCGGCCGCUUGCUUGGAAGAUGUCCUUGAUUUCAAUACUUUUCUCCGUGAAACAUUGGUGCAAGAAGUGCAGAUGAACCGACCAAACUACAACCUCCUUCGUCGGCGAACUGCAAUUCUACUAGGCCAAUGGGUCCCAAUCAAACCCGAGGUAGUCGACCGAGUCGCAGUGUAUCAGAUAUUCACACACUUGCUUUCCAACCGGGAGCCCCUCAAUGACCAUGUCGUUCGCGUGACAGCAGGACGACAGCUACGCCUAGUACUAGAACCUUUUGAAUUCAGCUACUCCGAUUUCCGCCCCUACGCGACGCCUUUGCUUGAAGGUGUCAUGUCUCUUAUCACCGAGACAGAACUAUCAGAGACAAAAAUGGCAUUACUUGAGACAGUCAGGGUGGCUGUUACGAGAUUGGAAGGCCACAUAGAGCCGUACGCGCAGGGCAUAAUGUCGAUGCUCCCGCCAUUGUGGACAGAGUCUGGCGAAGAACACUUGAUGAAACAAGCAAUAUUGACCUUGAUCACCGCAAUCGUCAACAGUCUUGGGCAGAAGAGUCUGGCUUACCAUGGUCCCAUUCUGCCCUUGAUUCAUGACUCUGUCCAGCCACAGUCGGAAGCGAUCGUGUAUCUCCUGGAGGAGGCACUCGAGCUGUGGGUUGCCAUUAUACAGCAGACCCCAACGGAACGCGCCUCUUCAGACCUGUUGUCCCUGUCUCAAUCUCUCCUUCCACUGUUGGAUAUGGGCAGUGAACUCUUAAGGCAGAUCUUUGAACUCACAGAAUCUUACACAAUAUUGUCGCCCACCACGAUUCUGUCACCUCAAUUUCUGACGCCGCUCUUGACAUCGAUGAAAUCUCUCUUGCCCGCCCUAUCGACUAGCCGAGCACGAGAUGCGUCAUUAGCACCUCAUGUACUGGAAAACCUCGUCGCCACAAUUUCGAUCGAGUCCCAGUCCACUGUGAACCCUCAACAAGCCCUCACACAUCUGUUGGAAUCAAUGAUAAGUACCGACUACCUAGCAUCUCUGCUGGAGCUCCUCAAGGAAGCAUAUGAAUAUCACCAAGAUCCUCGUCCGAGUCGCAAGCCACCAGACAUAAUUGGCCCGGGAGAGACAAGCCUUUUCAGCCUGCUGGCACGAAUGGCCCUUCUCUCACCGGACCAAUUCACUCAAGCCAUCACCGCCACUAACAUCACAUCCCCCGUGUCGACAUCAGCACUAAUGUCGUCUUCUCUUCCAUCACCAGUCCAGUGGCUUCUGGUAGAAUGGUUCCUUCACAUCGAUACCAUAGGCGACAUCCUAAGCAAAAAGCUCCAAGUCCUCGCCCUCACAAAUUUGCUUACUUGUACUGUUCCACCUCAUUUCCCAACAAUCAUGCUGGAGAAUCUUGAGACACUAUUCACAAUUUGGACCGACAUUUGUAUGGAACUGGGUCAGGAAGCAGCAGAUGAGUCCGAGGGCGACUAUUUAUGGCAUAAUCGCCAUGGAGAUGGUGGAGAUGUCCCCGAGUGGCCGGAUGCAACGCCAGAGGAUGGGCGGAAGAGGGUCAUCAGUAACAAUGACCCGAUCUACACCGUCAACAUACGCGAAUUCAUUGGUUCAAGAUUGAGGGAAGCGAUAGAGAGGACAGGCGGAUUGCAGAGUUUUCAGCAGAAAUGGGUGAGUGGAAUUGACGAAACGAUUGUCAAGAGCUUCGUAAAUGUGAAUUUGCUGUGA